This is a messenger RNA of Knipowitschia caucasica, 660 nucleotides long. The record is from the annotation of a GenBank genome assembly. Lineage: Eukaryota; Metazoa; Chordata; Actinopteri; Gobiiformes; Gobiidae.
AUGGUCAACGUUGAGGGCUCUGAUCUGUCUGCGGUGCGCGCAUUUAAGAACACAGUCCGACAACAGCUGGAAACACGAUUCAAACUGGACUCUGAUGAUCUGCCCUCGUCUAUCCCAGUUGUGGCCUGCAUGUUAGAUCCUCGCUUCAAGCACCUGAAGUUCAUCCCAGACAGCAAAAGAGAGAGCGCAUACAGCCACCUGGACACCCUGCUUCUGGAUGAGAAUGUCGGUGUGAAAACCUGUGAAACUGAGCAGACGGGGAAGGACAUAGGGAAGAAGGCGCGUCUUGAGCUGGACUUUGCGGAGCUGUUUGGGACGCAUUUCGAAAGCGGGCAGAAUACGGCCCGCGGCUCCACAGCAACUGAAGAGGCCAGACAAGAUUUUCUCUUGCCCCAAAUCCCAACUCUGGACAACCCGUUGCAGCGGUGGGCCCGAAACGAAAGGCGCUUCCCGCGCUUGGCAAGGCUCUCAAAGACAUAUCUGGCCAUACCAGCAACCAGUAGCCCCAGCGAGAGAAUUUUUUCUCUAGCUGGAAACACAAUAACAAGACAGCGCGCCAGUCUCCAUCCUGCACACGUAGAUGAGUUAAUCUUUCUUCAUGAAAAUACCAAGUCCAAAACAAAAAAGGUGACUGAGGAGGAAGAGCGAGACAGCGAGUGA